AAGAAACUUUCUACAACACAAAGAAAAAGAAAAGCUAAACGCGUAAUACAUGUGGAUGAUAGAUCAAAUCACGUAACGGACGGUCCUGAUCAAUCAGCCAACUCCCCUAGCUUAUGCAAUUCAAGCAGACUCGUGAAGCAGCGAAACCAUUCCCAUUUUGCUCUACUCGUAGUGGUAGUACCAUUUUACACACAAUACCAGAAGCUUCCGACAAGACGACGAACUCACUGAGACUCGCUUUUCUCUUAGAGACGCGUUUUCUACUAUUUUUUCUUUUUUGUUUGUUUUUGUAUCUUUAUUCCUUUUUUUUCUUUCUUUCUUUCUCGCUUUGCAUCGCUCUAAUUGUGAGUUGAACGUGUGCAAAUUCACGUUUGGCCGCCAUUUCCCUUUUUUGACGGAAAUUUCAGCUUUUUUUUUUUUUUUUUUUUUUUUUGGGGCGGGAAAUCCGAGCUCUUCGUUGCCUUAAUUGAAUCUCAUUUAGGACUCGUACACAGAGAGAGAGAGAGAGAGAGAGAGAGAGAGAGAGAAAGAGAAGGGAAUGGGGGUUUCGGACAAUUUGAAGGGGGUGAUACUGGCAGUGGCAUCGAGCACAUUCAUAGGUUCCAGCUUCAUGUUGAAGAAGAAAGGCCUCAAGCGCGCCGGUGCUAUCGGUACUCGUGCAGGUUUUCCAUCUAAUUUAAUAUUCGCCAUUUAUAUUUAAUUAAUUCUUUAUUGCGACUGUUCGAUAUUUUCCAGAUCUCUGCCGAAGGAUUUUUUUUUUUCUUUUUGAUUUUUGAGAAUUGCAAAUGAGUUGAUUUGUUUCCUUACUAGGGCUGCUUGAUUGGGGUCUUAAUUUUCUGGUUUAUUGUUUUGCAUUUUUGGUGUGUCAUCGUUGAUGUCGUUGUGAUAAUACUGUAUCAUUUUUUAGUGAUCAAGAUGGGUGUGCCAUUUCUUGGGCUCGUUUUCGAUGAUUUUCGAUUGUGGAAAGUGAGGUAUUUGAGCAGAACAAAUUGCCAAUUGAAGUUUGGAAUGUUGGUAUCGAGAAUGGAUAUUCUAAGAUGAUUUUCUUUCCAUUGUAUGCAUGCAAUACAUGCAUUUCAUACAUAGGGAAGCAAUUUGGAAGACCCUUUUUUCAAAGUUUUUUAAUGGAAAUUGUCCUAGGUGUGGAAUCACAUUUUGUGUAAAUUUAUUUUAUCUUUUGAUUAUUUGGGAUUCCAGUAGCAGAGUGCUAGUUUAGGUGUUGAAGGCUCAUACUCGUUACAAACUGAUAGUUUGCAUGUUCAAUAGAUAAAAAAAGGUGUGAACAAAUUUUGGAUAACGUCAGAAGCGUUAAAUACAGUGUUCUCCCCUAUGGAGCAGCUUCAUGACAAACAUGACGGAAGCUUGGUGUGUGUUGUGUCAAUCAUGGUGCAUUAAGUAUCUGUUCAGUUAAGAGCUAUGAAUGGUCAAAAGUUGUUUCCCUGAUCUAUAAUUUUUUUUUUCUUUGAACUUUUUACGUAAAUAUGUUUUGUCCAGUUCUUGUUGAAGUUUUGGUCUCUUCUAGCAUUAUUAUCUUGUACUGUUGUGGUAGGCAGGUUUGUCCUGGUUUUACUUUAUGAAAUGCCAUUGAUAAUAUUAUCAAGAUAAAACUAAAAUUGAAACAUUAUAAUUCUUUCUUUGCUAAUUGUGAUAGCAAAUCAGACAGCUAAAUUAUGAUGUUAUAUAUGUAUGCAGUUCUAUGUAUUGAUCUUUGCAGGUAUUUGAUAAUACCACAUGGACAGUGUAGUUCUUUGAAUCACAGUUUCUAAUUUUGUAGCUAAUAUCAUAAGGAAACUGACAAUUUUUUUUGGGGGUUAAUUUUUAGCUUCUAAUGUGAUAAUGCAUGUGUGUUUCUUUUGUCUAAGUGUACGUUUUCUGUUGGGCGAUGUAGUAGUCGGGGGCUAUACUUACUUGAGCCUCCAUGGUGGGCUGGCGUGGUGACAAUGUUGGAAAGGUUGCCAAUUUUGUGGCUUAUGUAUAUGCUUCAGCAGUUCUUGUAACCCCACUUGGUGCACCAAGCAUAAUAAUCAGUGCUGCUUUGGCUCACUUCUUGUUGAAGGAACGACUAUAGAAAAUGGGUGUUUUGGGAUGCUUGUCUUGUAUUGUGGGAUCAGUUGUAAUUGUAAUCCAUGCAUGUAUACUCCAACUUCUGUACAAGAAAUCUGGAUUCCGGCAACUCAACCAGCUUUGCUGAUUUAUGUUGCAGCGGCACUUUCUGUAGUGUUAGCUCUGAUUUUGCAUUUUGAACCUUGCUAUGGACAGAAAGAUAUACUUGUCUACUUGGGAAUCUGUUCAUUAAUGGGAGCUAUAACAUUUGCCUUUGAAUGUUGCUGCAGUGACUUUGAAGGCAAAUAUCUUUGAUGUGGCUUUAAAGAUGAGUGUUCUUGACGCUGGCAGUAAUGGUUCAUCAUGGUAAAGCCCUAUCUUAUAAGAUUGGGAUAUUGUAUAAUUUAUUGUUGAUAUGCAUAUACACCAUUUAGUUACUACCUUCUUUAUAGUUAUUAAUUUAAUAAAUAAGUAGUUUCUGUCUUCCUUUACCAUUAUAUAUAUUUUUAAAUAUGCAUAGCUGAAUUAAUUUUGUAUUGACAAGAUUGAUUUAGAUUAUGGAAAAAAGGAGAGGGGAAGAGAUUGAGGUUAUGAGUUAUAUCCUUCUGAGGCUUUUUGACUUAUUCUUUUGGAACGUUUGUUUCCUGCAUUUGGACACUGCUGCCUUGUUUAACUUUCUUCACAUGUUCUCUAUUUUCUUUCAGAUUUUGUAUUUCUUCAUUUCGGUCGCAUCAAAUUAAUGAUCAAUUACAUCCUCUUCUUGUCAAUGAAAUUUUAUAUUGGCAGCUGAAAUCAUUUUAUAAAAUACAUAGAAUGCCAUGUUGUCAAUAAUGAAUCAUCAUGUUCUGUUUUGCUGUAUCAGCAUUUUCUUCAAUUUUUCUGCUUCCAGGGCCAGCUUCUCUAACAUGUGUUUCAGAUUGAACUGACUAUUAAUAGUCAAUUAAUAUUUGUAUUAGUGGUAUUUUAGUGGAGAAUGAAUUCAUCACCCUGUCUUUUUCUAGUGGAUCAUGGUUGCUUUCUGGAAAACUGGUAAAGAUGCUGUUGAUUGACUGCGAGCAGAAUGAUAAUGACUGUCCUUUGACUAUGUCAGGGUAUUCGGUGGUUGGCUUUUCAUUGCAUGCUUUUAUUUUGCCUUAACCUAUUAGCUUUGGGAUCCCAUUGCAGCGCACACUUUUGUUCUUCCGUUCUUUAUCUUAAGUAGUGCAUGGUUAUGUGACUUAUGUGAUUUUUGGUCAUGGAGCCUUUUUUUUUUUUUUUUUUUUUCUUUGAUAAAUUAAACUUUGUUUCGUUGUUGGUGCAUGUAUUCAUACAUCAUAGAUGUAAGCAUGCUUUAGACAUUUAUUCUGUUAAGCCUUCUGCUUAGGUCAAAUGUGCUUUAUUACAGUCAGCUUUCCGUCUUAACAUGCAUGCUUUAAACGUUGCAAUGCUGGACUUUACCAUGCAGCUCAUGGAAACAGGAUUUGAGAAUGAUGCUGUCCUAGCUCUUGUUGUUUUCUUUUUGCAAUAUGUUCUGGUUAACCAUGAAUACUGGAAAUACAAGGUGAAACACACGCGCUGGAGAAUAACACAGAAGAGACAUCUUGGUUUUUUCCUGUGCUUCUAUAGUUGGUUCUCAAUUUCUUUUUAUGUCUUCUUGUUUCCUUUACGUAUAAAAAUUAUGAUAUUGUGGUUUUUAUGAUCUUAUUUUUAUGACUCGGCUCACAUAUUGACCAAGGAAAUUAGAUUUAAAAAGAGAUACAAAACUUAGUGGGAAAUUUCCAUUUCCUUCUAAAAUAGUCAUACACGAUCAAAAAGAGGGAGAAAAUUUUAUGUAUUGAUAUAGAUAGUUACGGGUUAAUUAAUGCCCUACAAAUUAGCUUUCUAUGGGAGUCGUACAAAGGCAAGUUAAAUAUAAAUUAAUUUUUUGAGGCUUAAUGAUUAAUGUUGAGGCAUUCAUGUCUUUCUUGUGUCGUCUGUUCACUUUGGUUUUCCUCCAAUAACGCUCUGCACCUCUUGUUAAAUAAAAUGUAGGCUUCAUUUUGUUUGUUUGAAAAUAUCACUUGAUUUCAACUUGCCUUCCCAAUACGCAAAAGCUAUCACAUUGGCUUUGGAUUAGUUAGCAAGUUUAUUUUAACAAAUUACCCAUGAACCUAAUGAUUUCCAUAUCAUUGCAUUACAAUAUAGCUUAAAAUCAUCUUCAGUUUUCUUCAUUUCCGUGUCUAUUUUAUUUUUCAACUCGCAUUUUUCUGAGCUACCCACCAAAAGUUUAAAAAGAUAAUAAUAAUUAUUAAAAAGAGCUUGGAAUGAGCCUAUAACUGACGGCUGUAUGGACAAAUCUGUAAUAAAUUAAUUAAUCGGGGGGAAUUCUGAUGGUUUUUGAACAUUAGGAGACAAAAUGAAAAUUCAAUUGAUAUCCAAGGAGUAAACUGUAAUUUGUACAACCAUGAGUGGUUUUAUAUUUCUAUGUAUGUAUUGACAUGAGUGUCUACAUUAAAAGGUUAUAACUCGCACAUCUCAAUACAUUAAAAGAUCAUAACUUGCACAUCUAAAUUUACUGGUUCUUUUGCAAUUAAUGAUUUGUGCACAUGCAAUUAACAAUGCUUAGCUUCUUUUAACUUUGUAAAAUAUCAUUACAAAUUAACAAUUAUGAGAAGUUAGUGUUCCUCAUGUAUGAGUUGUCAUUUUGUAGGCAAUUUGGAUGACCAUUUGUGGUUGCUGGGCUGCAUGAUUGUGUGUCCCAAAUUGCGUUUUGGUGGUGCCUUUUCGUUGUUUGAUUUCUUAAAGUGGCCUGUGGAAAGGUCAAGAUUGGUUUUUACGCUUAUUGGGAUUAUUGUUUUAUUGCAUUUAUACAUGGUUAAAUGUUCCUAUCUAUGCCUGCAAUUUUCAGCUAACUGAUGUUAGCUUUUUAUGCCUACUGAAAUCAACUGUUGUUUAUCUGUUGAUAUGAACCCAGCUUAAAUAUAGAUCUGAACAUGGCAGGUUAACCAUGUUUUUAUUGUUUUAGGUGACUGAACUGAUUAAAAAGGGCAUUAUGAUAACACCCUAUUCUGAAAAGCUGGGUGAGAUAAUCCGGGACAUGUUACUAUGUUGACUCUUCAAUUAACAUCACUCUCUUUCGGUUUCGGAUUGUUUGCACGACUUCACGAGUGUUGGAGUUUUGCCUCCUUAUUUUAUCUUGUCAUGCAUUGCUCAUUUUUUAUUUUUUAUUUUUCUCUUCCCUAAUAUAGGCAUUUCUUUUCUGCAGAAAUGUUAUAUUUGUUGUCUCUUUGAUCUAGUAGAGAUUGAGGGUUUAACAGUUACUAUCUGUUCUGUUUUGGAUAUUCUUUUCAAUAUGCGGUCUGAGUUUUCGAAGGUAUAGUUUUGAAGAAAAUAAGGAAACUGCAAUUUAAUUGGCAUGCUAACUAGGAAUAACUUGAUAUUUAGGUAAUUGAGUGUGGUGAUUUGAUUUUAGCUAAAUGCAUGUCUUUCCAAGUUUAUGUCAGUUUCUUUAACAAGUUUUAGCACAUUAUAUUUAGUUUUCUGCAAGCAUCGGUAAAUUGUAUUGAUCUUUGGUUCAUCAUCUUUUGGGCUAUUUAGUAACAGUGACUAUCCAUCUGUCUAGUAAUUCAUCUAAUAUACUAUUUUCUGCCUUUAUAUUAUUUUAGUUGACUUUGUGAAUAGUACUUCAACAAAUCACAGGAACCGAUUGUUCAAUUCUGUUAAUUUGCAGGAUAAGUCUUCCAGCCUCCCUAUCUUUCUCCAAUCAGUGAUAUCGUCAGGAAUCGAACCAAUUCCUAUAGUUUCCGCUAUUGUAUUGUUGAUAUCUUAUUUUUGCAAUCCCGUAUGGACUCCCUCCUCACUGAACUGGAAUUUGUUUUUUUGGUUCAUCAGCUAUGUCUUGUUGCUUUUUGUGUUCAAGAAAUAUUUAUGGGAAUGAAUUCAAUUUAGAGUUUGAAAGAUUUACAAUGAGUUAUAGAUUUUAAAGGACUUUGAUAGAUUGUUAUACAAUUUUACAGAUUCCAUAAAAAUUUUAUAAAAAUCCAACAAAAUGUUUGGAUUUAAAGCUGGAUUUCAUAUUAAUAAUUUUCUUUAUAAUUUCACUGUUAAAAUCUUUUUAAAUCCAUUAAAAUUUAUUAUUUUUUAAAAUUAAUAAUUUUUUGAAUACUAUCAUAUUUUAAAAAAAUUCUAUAAAAUUUUAAUUUAAUACAUUUAGAUUUUAAUAGAUUUUUAUAAAAUCCAUCAAAAUCUGAUUUGAAUAUUAUUAAAUUUGAGUGGAGUUUUUAAAAUUUAAAUGGAAUAUUUUUAAACUUUGAAAGACUUUUAAAAUGUUUUAAAUUUUAAAUUGAGUACAUCCUCUUUGGAGUAGUUAUAUGGUUUUGGCUUCAUUUACAUUAGGGCCUCAAUUGAUUUAUUCACAACCUCUACUCACAUUUUUCAUUGGUCAUUUUCUUGCGGCCAAAGCAGAAUUGCUUCUCCAUCUUUUGCAAUCACUACAUCAAUGCCUCACGUUGUCUAUUUGCAUACUUGUCUAAAAAACAUCAGGUUCUGGACUUUAAAGUAUUGACCAAUUUCAGGCCAUCAGUUACCGAGGUUAAAAAUACAAUGAAACUCUUACUGUUGUUGCCUCUCUCAACAGUGGAGUUUAGUUGUCUAAACUCACAAUUUGGUGGGAUAUUCGAUGUGGAAUUUGUUGAAGACGUAGCUAAAUUUUCUAAUGUGUGUUUGGGGCUAUUACCUGUUCUCUGCAACCGUAUUGCCACUGUUGAGCAUUGCACUCUCGCCUUGACUAUUGUUGACUUGAUGCUAAGAAGUUUUUUAACACCUAACACUUGGUUUCCCAUUGUACAGAAUCACCUCCAGUUGUAGUAUGUUAUUAUGAAGCUUCAGGGUAAGAAUUCUUUUUCAUCCAUAUCCAUAAUAAUGAAGUUCAUUUUGACACUAGCCCGUGUGAGAGAAGAUGCUGAGAUGCUUCUUAAUUCUGAAAAAAUUGAAAAGCCUCAACAAAUCUGGGGACUUGGAUUGGCUGUCAUCACAGCAAUGGUUCAGUCCUUAGGAGAUGGUUCUUCGUGUGUGGAUAUUUUGGAUAAUGUGAUUCCCUACUUAUUUUGUGAAAAGGCGUACAUGAUUUCUUAUUAUCUCAGUGCACCAAACUUUCCAUCUGAUGAUCAUGACAAGAAAAGACCGCGGGCACAAAGAACUCCAUCAUCCCUGACUAAUCUUAAAGAAAUUGAGCAUACUCUCAUGCUAAUGUGUGUGCUGGCAAAGCAUUGGAAUUCAUGGGUUAAGGCCGUGAAGGAAAUGGAUUCGCAUCUGAGAGGACAAAGUAUCCAUCCUUUAGCCUUCAUUAGUAGGGGAAUGCAACGUGUUGGAGAAUCUCCUAGUGCAACUGUCCCUCUUUUAUGUCCUCCUGUCUUCAAACAGAAGUUUGAAUACUGCAAGAAACCAUCAUUUAUCAACAGCAGAAAUGGAUGGUUUGCUCUUGCGCCUCUUAGAUGUGUCUCAAAACAAAAGUUCUCAGCAGUCUCUACCACACCUGCUUUAAUAAUCAGAAGUAGAGCAACUGAAAAUGCUCUACACGCUUCUCACACAUACUUCUCUGACGAAGUUGCGCUACAGAUCUACCGAAUUACAUUUCUCCUUUUGAAAUUUCUCUGUUUGCAAGCUGAGGGCGCUUCUAGAAGGGCAGAGGAGGUGGGUUAUGUUGAUCUUGCCCAUUUUCCUGAGCUUCCGAUGCCUGAAAUUUUACAUGGCUUACAGGAUCAAGCAAUUGCCAUUGUAACCGAGUUGUGCGAGGCCAACAAAUUGAAGCAUAUUCCAAAACAGGUCCAGAACAUUUGCUGCUUGUUACUGCAAAUAUUGGAGAUGGCCUUAUACUUGGAGCUUUGCGUCCUACAGAUAUGCGGCAUAACACCUGUAUUGGGACGCGUAGAUGACUUCUCAAAAGCAGUUAAACAGUUGAUUGGAGCCACGGAGGGACAUGCUUUCCCUAAAAGGGUCAAUGAAGUCCUUGAAACAUAUAAUAUCGUUUGUCUAUCCCAGAUUGUUACAGACCGAGGAGUUGAUGUAAGAAACUUGUGUGGAUAUAGCUGAAUACUUUAGUUUUCAAUGCCAAAUGGCAAACAAAUUGUUUAGGGGAUUCCUAGUGUCAAUAUUGAUUGAAAUACUUUUUUACUAUCAA
This is a messenger RNA of Ziziphus jujuba (common jujube), 8179 nucleotides long. RefSeq lists its product as uncharacterized. Gene Ontology annotation, biological process: RNA export from nucleus; protein import into nucleus. Gene Ontology annotation, molecular function: structural constituent of nuclear pore. The transcript has 8 exons. The record is from RefSeq and is a predicted model, not a curated record. Gene Ontology annotation, cellular component: nuclear pore inner ring. Bases 6877 to 8091 code for a protein of 404 amino acids. NCBI's taxonomy places the organism in Eukaryota, Viridiplantae, Streptophyta, Magnoliopsida, Rosales, Rhamnaceae.